Messenger RNA from Penicillium subrubescens, 1253 nucleotides. RefSeq lists its product as uncharacterized. Lineage: Eukaryota; Fungi; Ascomycota; Eurotiomycetes; Eurotiales; Aspergillaceae. Gene Ontology annotation, molecular function: medium-chain fatty acid-CoA ligase activity. The transcript is spliced from 3 exons. Bases 1 to 1008 code for a protein of 335 amino acids. Gene Ontology annotation, biological process: fatty acid metabolic process. The record is from RefSeq and is a predicted model, not a curated record.
AUGUACCCCUUCAAUACAGACCAAGUCUGGAACCGCCUCGCAGCACCAUUUCUCCCUUCAAACAGCCCCCAAAAGUCCAAAAUCACCUUCCUAACAGCCGUACCAACAGUCUACAACCGCCUCCGCAUAAGCUUCCCCUCCCUCCCGCAAGAAAUCCAAGCAGCAGGUCAAAAGGGUAUAUCCCCCGAAAACCUGCGCCUCAACAUCUCCGGCUCCGCAGCUCUACCAACACCCACAAAAACAGCAUGGCAAACCCUCAGCAACGGCAACGUUCUCCUCGAACGCUUCGGUAUGACCGAAGUCGGCAUGGCGCUAAGCUGUGGCCUCGACUUUACAGAUCGCGUCGACGGUAGCGUGGGCUGGCCAUUACCACAGGUAGAAGCACGACUCGUGGACACAGAGACGAACGAAGUUAUCCCGCUCGGUGAGGAAGUUGACGCGCAGGGCCGCGAGCGCGUGGGCGAGAUUCAAUUGCGCGGUCCUACUAUCUUCAAAGAGUACUGGGGUAACGAGAAAGCCACGCGGGAGAGCUUUGUGGACGGUGGCGAUGGCGGGGAACACUGGUUUUGCACUGGCGAUGUCGCGACGAGACGUAUCGUCCCUGGCGCUGGGAAGGGGACAAGUGGAGAUUGGGCCCGAGGCCCGAUGUAUUUCAUCCAGGGCCGGAAGAGCGUCGACAUCAUCAAGACGGGCGGAGAGAAAGUGAGCGCGUUGGAAGUUGAGCGGGAGUUGCUUUCUCUACCACAAAUCGCCGAAGCAGCCGUCGUAGCCCUCCCCUCCGAACAAUGGGGCAGCAAAGUCGCCGCCAUCGUAGUCCUACAUCCCGAUGCGCAUACCACCGGACGAAACGGUGUAUCCUGGGGACCGAUGGAUAUGCGGCGUGCGUUGAAGGAUCGAUUGGCUGGGUAUAAGAUUCCGCAGGAGAUGAAGGUUUUGGAUACGAUUCCACGGAAUGCGAUGGGGAAGGUGAAUAAAAAGGCGUUGGUCAAGCAGGUGUUUGAUGUUUAGAUUGGGGAUUGAGAUUGAAAAGUGGUGUUUGUGGUUUGUUGGUCGAUAGAUUUGUUGGAUUUGGAGGCUCUCUUCUCUUGGUCAAGGACGUGUAUGAUAGGUAAAUUUCAGUUUGUAUCAAUAUUUUCGAGCUCAGAGCAGUGUUUGCAGUAUAGACCUUUUUGGGGUGGAUGACAUCUCGAAUGCAAAUUGAGACACGAAUAUCACGAGCACUAUGGAAAGGUUGUCGUAACACAGGAAUCAAG